AUGCGUCGGCUGCCAAGCCUGACGCUCGCCUCGAACUCGGGCCGAUUACGCCAGGCUUUCCGCCCGCGAUCAACCCUCGCCCGCCUUUCCACCGGCCUCAACCAGAACUCGAGGAAGAAUCCGUUGAUCUGCAACAGCACACAGGAAUGUCCGCUACCCGCUGUAGGGUUACGGCAGCUGUCAACGGGCUCACUACCUGCCCAUAUCAAAGUCCCACUUCCGGCCCUAUCACCAACAAUGGAAUCAGGGACUCUUAUUGCAUGGCACAAGAAAGUUGGCGACUCAAUUGCCGAAGGGGAUUUGUUGUGCGAGAUUGAAACCGACAAGGCAACGAUGGGCUUUGAGACGCCGGAAGAAGGAUUUAUGGCCAAAAUUCUAAUCGAGGCUGGCACAAAAGACAUUCCGAUUGGAAAGCUGUGCUGUAUCAUUGUGCAAGAAAAAGCUGACAUCGCGGCAUUUGAUUCUUUCACGGAUUCUGGAGCGGCGGAGAAGCCGAAGGCUGAACCUACGAAAGCUGCUCGCCCUCAGGAGUCCGCAAAGCCCCAGACAACGAGCGCAGCACCAAAAGCACAUGCAGCCUUUGAAAAUCCCGAUCUCAUGGGGCCUGCUGUUCGACUUCUUUUGCAUCAAUACCACAUCAAGGAGGACGGCAUCAAACGGAGCGGGCCCAAAGGAAAUAUACUAAAAUCGGACGUCCUCGAUUUCAUCUCGGCGAAGAAGUUGAAGCCGGCUCCAAUUCAGCACUCGGCGCCGAAAUCUGGGGAUAAGGCGGCUGCUCCCUCAAAACCAAUUGGCUCGGUCCGACACGUGGAGAAGUUUGUCGACAUCCCCUUGACGAACAUCCGAUCGGUCAUUGCAAAACGGUUGCUACAAUCGAAGCAAACGAUCCCCCACGAAUAUUUGUCAGCCGACAUUCUGUCCGACAAGGUUACAAAAUUGCGACAAGAUUUGAAGGCCAAGGGCAUCAAAGUGUCCAUCAACGAUUUCCUGGUGAAGGGUUGUGCGCUCGCUUUGAAGGCAGUGCCAGAAGUGAACGUGCAGUGGAAAGAUCAAACUAGUCACUUGAUGCAAAACGUCGACGUGUCCGUAGCUGUGGCCACCCCCACGGGGCUCAUCACUCCGAUUGUUUUUGGUGCUGAUAGUUUGGGCAUCCUGGCCAUCUCGGAGAAAAUUAGGGAAUUGGCGAAAAAAGCGAAGGAGAACAAGCUGGCGCUCAACGAAUUCCAAGGCGGCACUUUUACG
This is a messenger RNA of Mesorhabditis spiculigera, 1242 nucleotides long. Lineage: Eukaryota; Metazoa; Nematoda; Chromadorea; Rhabditida; Rhabditidae. The record is from the annotation of a GenBank genome assembly.